This is a messenger RNA of Oncorhynchus masou masou (cherry salmon), 2261 nucleotides long. Its product is annotated as tetraspanin-5-like. The coding region runs from base 501 to 1280 and encodes 259 amino acids. Gene Ontology annotation, cellular component: plasma membrane. The transcript is spliced from 10 exons. Lineage: Eukaryota; Metazoa; Chordata; Actinopteri; Salmoniformes; Salmonidae. The record is from RefSeq and is a predicted model, not a curated record.
CAUCAGAUGUUUACGAGGACGUCUAAAAGUUCAAAAUGAAGAUGCUUCUGCGGAAACAGGACAGUUUUGUUUUUUUGGAUCACAGACCAAGCAGCUGAUGGACAAACAACUGUCAGCACAAAGGUCCAAGCAGCAACAGGAAGUUCUAUGACACUGUCAUUACAUACAUUGACAAGUGGUUUGAUUUCUCACCAGAAUAUGUAAUGGUGAAACUGAAACCAAUUGUCCUCUAUGAGGAGCUCUCCUUCACUGACAUGGAGCAGGUGGUGGUUGCCCUCAAAAUGACAGAGACAGUCAGUAUGGACCAAUUCUGAAGAGUUUUGUGCUAGCUGGGAGGAAAUACAGAAAGCCAGACAGGAUACCAGAACAUCCACCAGUGAGAAGUGGGUGGCAGUUUUCCAAAACCUAGGGAAAGACAACUUGAUCAACAUGUUCAGGAUUGUCUCAUUUGUCCUGUGUGCCAGGCUCAAAUGCCUUUGUAGAGAGGAUUCUUUUCUCUGAUGACCAUUAAAUGGCAACAAAUAUCCAUAGAAAAAGUAGACUUGUUACUUGGAGUGGCGUUCCUUGGCAUAGGGCUUUGGGCAUGGAGCGAGAAGGGUGUGCUCUCCAACAUCUCAUCCAUCACAGACCUGGGGGGCUUUGACCCCGUCUGGCUCUUCCUGGUGGUGGGAGGAGUUAUGUUUAUCCUUGGCUUUGCUGGUUGUAUCGGAGCACUGAGGGAGAACUCUUUCCUUCUCAAGUUUUUCUCCGUGUUCCUGGGGAUCAUCUUCUUCCUGGAGCUGACAGCUGGAGUCUUGGCCUUCGUCUUCAAGGACUGGAUCAAGGACCAGCUCAACUUCUUCAUCAACAACAACAUCCGGGCGUACCGGGAUGACAUUGACCUGCAGAAUCUCAUAGAUUUCACCCAAGAAUACUGGGAGUGUUGUGGAGCCUUUGGGGCAGAUGAUUGGAACUUGAACAUCUACUUCAACUGCACAGAUUCCAACCCAAGUCGCGAGAAGUGCGGAGUGCCCUUUUCAUGCUGCACCAAAGACCCGGCAGAGGAUGUCAUUAACACCCAGUGUGGCUACGACAUUCGAGCUAAAGCGGUCUCGGAGCAGAGGACCUUUAUCUACAUCAAAGGCUGUGUGCCUCAGUUUGAGAAGUGGCUUCAAGACAACCUGACAGUGGUGGCGGGGAUCUUCAUAGGAAUUGCUUUACUACAGAUUUUUGGGAUCUGUUUAGCACAGAAUCUAGUGAGCGACAUUGAAGUAGUGAGAGAGAGCUGUUUGUUUACCUGAAACAUCUCAAGCAAACUAAAGGUUGGAACGAAGAUCUCUUCAGUUUUGCCACCUUCUAAAGGGAGAAGAUCAGGACACUUGGGAAAUAUACAAAACAAAGAGUCUCGCUACUUCCUUUAUGCUCUGUAUAUAAUACUUUUGUAAGAGUUUAUUUUUUAUAUACAUAUGGCUUUGAACAUGACUCUUCCAGGCAGUGUUUGACAUGCAGUGUCAAACACUGCCUGGAAGGGUCGUGUACAAAGCCACAUGUAUGUAUAUAUGGGAGCCAAACAUAUGUGUCGAUAUGGCUCUGGUCAUGUACAGUAUAGAGCUGAGGUGGUUCUGGAAAUGCACUGCAUGCCUAUUCAUAGGGCAUUGGUUCUCCUACCUGUAUUCUUUAAUGUUAUGAUGUCUGAUGUAUUGUACAUUAUACGUCAGGUUACCAGUAAGGAGUGAAUUGGCUGGGUAGCACUUCGUACACUGUUAUAAAGCCUGCGGAGCUGUAGCAGUAGCAUGUAUUGUAAUGUCAUGCCAUACUGUGUGAAGUGUCAGUUUCUAAAGAGAAUUUGUGUUGCUAAUACCAGUCUAUUGACUAGCAAUAACCAUGAACUAACUCUAUUUCAGACACAAGUGUUGCAUUUCAUUGUCAUGUUCAAUUUAUACCAAUACCAUUCCAUAUACUCCAUUCCAGCCAUUAUUAUGAGCUGUUCUCCCCUUAGCAGCCUCCACUGGUGCGCAGUCUAAGUAAAUCUGUCCCUAUUUGGGGUAUAGAGUAAUAAUAUCACAUAUUUUGCAAAUGCUGACUGAUUUUUUGGGGGACUGCAUGUCGGUCUGUACUUUUCACUGCGCCAUCUCACAACUCAAAAACAAACAUUUCCCCUGUGCCAUAGGUGUGAUCAUGAUGUUCGGUACUUUCAUUUCAUAUGUGUUUGAAAUUAUGUAAAUAACUGGAUAGUAAGAAGUUUUAAAUAUGUCAAAAUAAAUGUAUGCUGCUUUGUAUUA